AUGAAAUAUUACAGUAUGUUCUUUAUAAGAAGGCGGACGUGGGUACUGAAGGCGGUACUUAUUCUGACAGCUCUAUGGUUUACGAUUGCACUGCUGACUACUAAUGGGGGGACGAGAAGCGCUGCUUUGGUGGGGCAACCGCCGAUAGAGUACGAAGAUGCAGAAGCGAAACCGAUUAAGCCAGCAAAGCCUACUGCCUUAAAAAGAAAAAGUGAAGCAUAUAUUAAUAACAUAUCUGAUGGGCCUCAAUCAAUCAAUUGGUUCAAUCGCAUCGUUGCCAGUGAAGGCCUUGGUGUGAUAGCUGCCCCUGGGUCGGUCGAUGCCCCCGGUGAGCUUGGCAAACCGGUCAUAUUGCCGAAGAACCUGACCGACGAUGCGAGGCAAGCAGUAUCUGAAGGCUGGAAAAAGAAUGCCUUCAACCAGUAUGUUAGCGAUCUCAUAUCAAUUAAGAGGAAACUACCGGAUCCAAGAGAUGAAUGGUGCAAGACGCCGGGAAGAUACCUAGAUAACCUUCCACAAACAUCUGUAGUAAUAUGUUUCCACAACGAAGCGUGGUCUGUGUUACUUAGAACUGUGCAUUCAGUCCUGGAUAGAUCACCUGAACACUUAAUUAAGGAAAUCAUACUUGUUGACGACUUCUCGGAUAUGCCUCAUUUGAUGCAACAACUAGACGAUUACAUGUCUGCUUUACCCAAAGUACGAAUAGUUCGAGCAACUCGACGAGAAGGACUUAUUAGAGCCAGACUUCUUGGAGCGAAAUAUAUCACCGCACCUGUUCUGACUUAUCUUGAUAGUCAUUGCGAAUGUGCCGAAGGAUGGCUCGAACCACUUUUAGAUAGAAUUGCUAGAAAUAAAACAACAGUUGUAUGUCCAGUUAUCGAUGUUAUAGACGACAACACGUUGGAGUUUCACUAUAGAGAUUCAACGUCAGUUAAUGUUGGUGGGUUCGAUUGGAAUCUUCAGUUCAAUUGGCACCCAGUACCACCUAGAGAGCGAGCAAGGCAUUCCCAUACAGCUGAACCCGUUUGGUCUCCUACAAUGGCUGGAGGUUUGUUUGCAAUCGACAAGGAAUUCUUUGAGAAAUUAGGAACUUAUGACAGUGGUUUUGACAUUUGGGGAGGAGAAAACUUGGAGCUAUCUUUCAAAACUUGGAUGUGUGGCGGAUCACUGGAAAUAGUGCCCUGUUCUCAUGUUGGUCAUAUAUUUAGGAAACGAUCGCCUUACAAGUGGAGAACGGGUGUAAAUGUGUUAAAGAAAAAUUCAGUUCGAUUAGCAGAGGUUUGGCUUGAUGAUUAUUCGAAAUACUACUAUCAACGCGUUGGUAACGAUAAAGGUGACUACGGAGACAUCAGUAGUAGAAAAGCUCUCCGAGAAAAGCUGGGAUGUAAAUCGUUUGAUUGGUACCUGAAGAACAUCUAUCCUGAGCUGUUUAUUCCUGGAGAAUCAGUAGCUAAUGGCGAGAUCCAGAAUGGAUGGUCGGAAAUGUGUAUCGACUCGCCUGCGGCUCCCGAGGAUCUCAAGCGCCCAGUCAACGUUUGGCCUUGUCACGGCGAGUACGGCAACCAGUACUGGAUGUAUUCAAAAACCGGUGAAAUUCGCCGAGAUGAGACUUGUUUGGACUACUCCGGUCGAGAUGUCGUCUUGUACCCUUGUCAUGGCGCCAAGGGUAAUCAAAUGUGGCUAUAUGAUCCCGGGACGAAGUUAAUAAAACACGGUUCCAGUGAAAAGUGCAUGGCCAUAAAUAAGGCUAAAGACAAGAUCGUAAUGGAGGCAUGUAACGAGGAAGAACCUCGACAGAUGUGGAAGAUGGAGAACUUCAACCCUGACAGACUAUCACCUGAACUAACGGCCGAGUAGCCAGAGGCCUAUGAUGAGGUGUUGUUCAUAUAAAACACUCUCAAAAACUAAAGACUCGAUAUUGCGAGAACCUAAAAAGACAACGUUGAAAUUUUGUGCGUGACUAGUGUUACUCUAACUCACUUGUUAAUGAACGCAUCGCUUGAUUCAAGUUUUACGUGACCUAAGUGUACCAUAAUAUUUUCUUAUAGUGAAUGGAGCCGGAAUGUCGCUUACGAGUGAAUUAUAUUUUAUAUUUGGGCGUGUAAGUGUAAAAAUUAAAAAUGUAGAUUCACUUGUUAACCCCAUGUUCACUGGACUAGGCCUAAAUUUAAACGGACAGACUUUGUUUAAUGUUAAGUUUCUAAAUUCACGUGUUUCUAAUAUAUUUUCAAUAUAGAGUUAGAUAACUUAAUUGCUGCCGAGUGUAAAAUUUUAUCAAUUUUUAGAAAUCCUGAAUAAGGGAUAGUGGUUUAUAUAUUCGUUUUAUUUGAAACAUUUAUUAUUGUUUUUUGUUCUAAAAUUUUAUUGUAUUUGUACAAAAUUAAAUGUGCUACAAUAGUAUUCGCUAUUAAAAUAUGUUAUUGUACUAAAUAGAUUUUCGUAAAAAUAUCAUUCUGUACAUAUCUUACUACCUAAGUAUGUAUUUAUUAGACUAAAUAAAAAGCAAUGUAUGUAUUUAUCAGAAAUUAUUUUGUUGUAAUUGCUUGUUUGACGUAGUAUUAAUUAUGUUGGAUUUUGUUGAUGUUGUAGGAUUACACAAAAAGUGUAGUAACACUUUAAGUUAACAUUAUACACUAGAAGACUGCGUGUAGCGGGAACCAACGAUUCGACAUCUAAAUGGUUCUCUUUACUAUACAUUUUGUUAUCGAAUAGUAAAAGGAAAAAUGCUAUCAUAUUUUGGAAAUGCUAUCAAAGUACUUCGAUACGUUGAAAGUACGACUCAACGAACAUCCACAGCCCGAUGUCACUCGCUGCUAGGACCUCGCGUAAUUUGUGCCAUCCACUAUGAUUUUGCGCUAGUCUCAUCUACGAUCCGCUACUCCGUUGUAGUCUACUCAUCUGCUGCAAAAAUUUUCCACGUUUCUGUAAUAUUUUUUUAUCUAUCAUUCGGUUGUCACUUUAUUCCAUCUGUCAGCACUAGUGGUCAGUUAAUCGGAUGCUUAUUUACAUACAAUCAGGUUGCUCGCUUACGUGGAAUACGCUGUUGUAUCGAAAAAAUCCCGCGUCUCAUGCUUUGACGAAAUUAUGAAGUAUUAAGAAAAGAAAUUGUAAUUUUAAUCACCAUCGUACGAUCGCAUAAGUUUAAAUCGGACACUUCUAGCUGUACAAAGCAUUGAGAUCCAGUAUAGAGAGUAUAUUCUUGCUCGUCACCUUAAGCUUUAUAGUGAGCCAAAAUCUUAGGUAUUGAAAAUCAUAACAUGUCACGGUAUUCUAGCAACCCGGGAUUUGAAAAAAUAGAAAAUAUAUAUUUUAAGAAGCCUUUUCCAAAUUUCGACAGUAAUUCACGAGUACUUUAGGUAUAAAAGCAAGCUAAUAUCCGACCACCUAGCUCCAUUUGAGCUUCUAUGUGUUGGACUUUAGUUCGACUUCGGAUUUUGUAAUUCGGAUGUUCAUUCCAAGGAUCUCUCUCCAACUUUCAUUACGUGAGGCUGUGUAAAGUGCUUCUGUGUGAAGGCACUAUCUCGGAAGGAGAGUAAGUAUGCACAUAUACAUAUAGGUUCUGAAUAUCAAAGAAGUGUAAUUAAAGAUUUACUACAUUUUUUGUAAAGUAUGUUACUUGUGAUUACAGAUCACCAUUGUUUCCUAUAAAAAAUAUUUUUAUGACAUCAGAUUUUAUUUUAGACUU
Messenger RNA from Hyposmocoma kahamanoa, 3685 nucleotides. RefSeq names its product putative polypeptide N-acetylgalactosaminyltransferase 9 (gene Pgant9). Gene Ontology annotation, cellular component: Golgi apparatus. The transcript is spliced from 10 exons. The record is from RefSeq and is a predicted model, not a curated record. Lineage: Eukaryota; Metazoa; Arthropoda; Insecta; Lepidoptera; Cosmopterigidae. Bases 1 to 1857 code for a protein of 618 amino acids.